Messenger RNA from Blepharisma stoltei, 12377 nucleotides. The record is from the annotation of a GenBank genome assembly. NCBI's taxonomy places the organism in Eukaryota, Ciliophora, Heterotrichea, Heterotrichida, Blepharismidae.
AUGAAAACUGUUCUUAUUUUUAUCGCCAAAUUUUUGUUGACUCUCGCUUGUCCUUAUGAUGGUGGAAAUAUAAUUGGGCUUCCUUACUGUCUUCAUUCAAAGAUACAGGAUGGCAAAGUAUGCACAGGUAUUGAUGUAUGUCCUUCGCAAUUCACUUAUGCUAAGAGAAGUGGUAUUGUUGCCUGAUGUUACCCGCCAAGUGGAACAAGCGCGAUUAUUUUCGAUUUACAGUUUUCAAGCAUCAAGGAUUUAACUGCUGCUCAGAUAGUGAGUUCAACUGAUUCAACUACUAUUUUCCAAAACCCAGGCUCCAUUUCAUAUAGUUCUCCCACACAAAAUUCCCCACUUCCAACUAUUGACCGUGGCUUUUACUUUGCUACUACUUCAAGUAUCGCGAAUAGUAAAGGUUUUAUUCCUGGGUGCUAUUUUACUUUAAAUUUAUGAAUUAAGCCUCUUGCUAAUGGGGAAAUUUUAAAUGUUAUUUUUAGUCCAGAUUCGUAUAUAUAAAGAGUUCAAUUUUUCAUCAUAUUUUUGCUAAAAAUUAUUCUAAAGUAAGAUAGAUAAAAUUAGGUAAGGCAAUAAGUGGAGUUAACUAGUGGCUAUCGCCUUGUCUUGGCUCCAAAGAGUCAGUCUCCAUAUGCCUCGGAGCUCAAACGGGAAAAAUGAAAGGCCACUAUAUUGGAUCUCUGAUCUGAGCCACCUGUUCCAACGAUCAGCUCUGGGGUAGAGCCUAUCUCUGGAAAGCAUCUUACAGUCCUGAUAAGGAAAGAAAGUGUGAUAGGAGACCUCUCAAGCCUCAGCAGGAACAAAUAAGUCUUCUGGGGAGAAAAAAAGCUACCUUCUGUGAGUAAGCACUGAAAAUCACAAAGGUAUCCGAAUUCACCACAAUGGUAUGGUUCCCCCCUGUUUCAUAGGCACUACACAUUGGAAUCGUUUCUGUAAGCAUCACAAUUUAAUUUCUAUCCUAAAGUAAGGCUUUACUUUACCAAUCAUCACUUAUAAUAACUCUUAUAGUAACAAAAAAUUUAAUAUUUUAUAUAAGGAUAUGGGCUGAUGCCUCAGGUGUGUAUAAAUUCACAAUAUAUGUUUACGAUUCAAAUAACAGUCAAGCCUCAAGAACUGCAGUUUCCACUUCUAGCUUUACAUCUUCAUGGCAUACUGCUUCCAUGAUUAUUAAUCAGCUCGACUGCGAUACAGUUAAUAUUUCUUUUUACAUUAAUGGAAGCAAUGUCGGGAGUACAGACUUCAGCAAUACUGAAGUAAGGGUUCCAAAGCUAACCUAUACAUGGAAUAUUGGAAAUACAGGUAGUGGAAAUUCUUUCAGAGGGUUUAUUUAUUGGCUUCAAGCAAGAGCAGAUUGUGUUCAGAGCACUGCUGCUUUGACUGCUACUAUUAAUUGUGUUGAUAACGAAUAUUGAGAUGGCUCUUCUUGCCAAAACUGCAGCCCAAGUUGUCAAACUUGGCCUUGGUGUAUUAGAGGAACCGACUGUAUCACUUGCAAUGUCCUUGAUUGUAUUACUUGCAAGGGAUAUCCUCCAUUAACAUGCAUUAAUUGUAAUACAGGUGUAGUUCCUAAUUGCUGUGACUAUUUAGGGACAGCUUGCUCACAAACUUGGACAAAUACAGGGUGUAGUACUGGAAAUUUUUUGGUUGGGGAUGCUUGCUUAUAUGCAUGCCCGUAUGGUUUUGGAAAUUGUGCAGCUGUUAGUACAGCUGUUUUAACUGCUGAUUUUACAGGGGCCUUUGCAGGAAGUUAUGGAACAGCUUUGAUUACGGCUACAAGUUCUUCGAGUUAUAACUAUUGGAAUUCUCCAGAGUCUUCUGAUCCAAAGCCAGCUAAAAAUAGAGGGCUUUAUUUUGACUCUAAUCAAUUUUUGAGCGGAUCCAUAAAUUUGUCUAACACUUGGAGUAUGGCGAUCUGGGUUUAUGCAAUAUCUGGGACAAUAAUUAGUCAUAGUACAAAUAAGCUUAUUAUUGAUUCUAGUGGAGCUGCAACUUUUUACUUAGUCUAGCAUAUUAAUUUAAAAAAAAUGAUCAUAAUUUCUAAAAAAUGUUUAUUAUAUAAUAUAUUGGUAUUUAAUUAAUAAAUAUUAUAAUUAAUAAUCUGCUAUUCUGUGUUGAAUUUUUCAUUGUUAUUCUCAAACGAUAUAGAUUAAAAAAGAAUUAUGAUUUCUUUUCAACUUAUUAUCAAAUAUAUUUAAUCAAAAAAACCUGCAUAAGAAAAAAGUCAUUCUCAUUUUCAAUAGAGAAUUAGAAAAAAUGGGAUGGUUCAUCUUCCCUUACAAGCUACUCAGUUUCGCAGGCUUUAACUUCUUAUACAUGGACAUAUAUUUCCUAUUCAUUUGGGUUUGCAAAUAAAGCCUCAACUAUGACUCCGUGUCUUAACAAGAUUGCUGGAACUCCAACAACUGUAACAGAUUAUAUAUUCCGACUACCUUCCGGUGGAACGCUAUACGUCGGCAAAGGCUCACCAAAUUUCAAUGGAUUUAUAGCUUACUUUAUCCUUUGGCAGGUGACAGUCAGUGAUUUUUCUGCUUAUUAUAGUAUCAAUACAUUGACAGGAGGCUCAGUAUCAGCUUUUUGGUCAUGUGAUUAUUUGUAUUAUUAUGAUGGAUCAGUCUGCAAAACAUGCUUACUCCCCCAUCCUUGAUCGAACGACUCGCCAUCGUUCGAUCAAGGAUGGGGUUUAAAAACAAAAUUUUUAUAUAUAAAAUAAAAUAUAUAUAUAUAUAUUUUUUUAUUUACUUUUAAAUAAGAGGGUUAAGAGUAUUUAAUAAUUAUUUUUACAACAAAAAAAUUGAAUUAAUUUCAUAAACUACCAAUUUUUAAUAUUUUGAUUUAUUAGUUACCCCUUUAAACUGUAUAAAUUUUAAUUUGUUCCUUAUUAAAUUAAAUUUAUUUUUUAAAAUUUUAAAGAAUCUCUAUUUUAUUAGAUUAUUGAGUUUUUAAGCCUAGGUUGAUGACUAAAUCACUCAUAUGGUCGAUCCCAAAGCUUCCUGCCGUCUCAAAGUCUCUGAAAACAACUUCAUUAGGUGCAUCUUCCCAAGCUUUUGAUAACUAAUAUAUUUUUAUAUAUAUAAAAAUUUGCAUGAUAUGAAAAUCGUUCGAUCAAGGAUGGGGGUUAAUUUCCCAAUUUUUAGGAAUUUUACAGUCAAUCGUUCAAUCAAGGAUGGGGGGAGUUAGAUUCAUCCUGCACAAAUGGUUGUACUCGAGGAACAUCUUGCUAUAUUUGUGAUGAUUUUUUAUGUGCUGAAUGCUCAUCAUUUUGGUCGGGGGCUUGCACUUUAUGCAUUCCUAAUGCUUCUGGAUCCCCAUGCUCUUGCAAUUCUGGAUUUUACCAACCUGACGCAAACCAAGCUUUAUGCUCAGCUUGCUAUUCAGGAUGUGCUCAUUGCACAGGCUCAUAUUAUUAUUUAUGCACCUCCUGUAGCUCUAGUUCCUUUUUUUAUAACAGUAAAAUGUGUCUUCCAGAUUGCCCUAUAGGAUAUACAAAAAAUACAGGCACAGGUAACUGUGAUUUGUCAUCAGUAACGGCACUUAGCUUAUCUUUUAGCAAUCAAAUACUACUUGAUCAACUGUCAGGAAAGCAAGUAGGAUCUUCAUUUUCUAAUGCUUAUCCUACUUAUGAUUCGAAUGAUCCAGUUCCAGCAUAUCUCAGAGGCUACUAUUUUAAUUCCAAUAGUUAUCUAACUACAAUGUUUAUGCUUGCUCCAAAUUUUUCAAUAUCUCUAUGAAUAAAGGCUACAGCAAGUGGUAUGGUUAUAACAAAAUAUGUAUCAACAACCCAGUGAUUUGUUCAAAUUUUAUCAUCAGGGUAUCCAAAACUGUCACUUCUCUUAAUGGAUGCUUCAAGCACCGUUUCAGUAAUAGGACCCUCAAAUGUGCUUAAUAGCUGAGUUUUUGUAUCAUUUGACUGUAAAGUUAAUUCUGGCGGGACAACAACAAUAAGUUCUUAUAUUGAUUCUGCUUCUCAAGCUACUUCUACAUCUUUAAGUCCACUUUAUUUGUUAGACAGCAAGACAGGAAACUUUUAUAUCGGGCUUUACAGUGGUGGGUUUAUUGGGUUUUUGUGGGAACUAAAGAUUUACUGCCAGAGUAAUCAUGCAUUGGAUGACUGACAAACUGUUGGAUGCUCAGGCAGCUGCACAAAAUGUCCUAUAGAUUUAACUUGCCCAGAUAAUUGCCCAUUAUCUCAAUAUUAUGAUGGCUCUCCUUGUGCGAGUUGCAUAAGUGCAUGCAAUAAAGGAUGCAGAAACGCUGAUUCUUGUAACCUUUGCAAGACUAAAGAAUGCGCUACAUGCACUGAGUUUACAGGUGCUAAUUCAUGCCUAACUUGCAUUACAAAUGCUGUUAGCGAUGGGAAUGGAGGCUGCACUUGUGCUUCUAAUGCUUUCUGAGUGUCUUCAAGUGAAACAUGUGAGCUUUGUGAUGCUCUUUGCUCGACUUGCUUAAAAACAGCAUAUUUUGAAUGCUCAGCUUGUCUAGGAGGCUAUCAACUAGCAGGAACUGUGUGUCUAGAUGAGUGUCCUUACAGUACUUCUUGCUCAGUAGUAACGACUACAGUGAUUGAUCAGUCUUUUGAUGAAGAUUUUCAAGGGUCUUAUGGAAUUUUUACAACAGGGACAAGUGCAGCGACUUUUCAGUUUUCCAACAGCCCUGAAAGUGUUGACCCAAUUCCUGCAUAUAAGCGAGGCUUAUAUUUUGAUGGAAAUAUGUAUUUAUUAUCCUCAACAACUGUUUAUCUUUCUCAUAGUUUUUCAAUCGGAGUAUGGUUAUAUGUAAUUACAAAUGGUGAUUUAUUGCAAAAACAAACUUUUUUAACGCUGACUUCUACAGGCUCUAUAGCUGUUACAAUGACAGAUCCAGCUCAGGCAACAUCUUCUCAGGCAUUAACACUUAGCUCGUCAUUUACUGGGUGGGCUUAUCUAUCAGUCACUUUUAUGCUAAUAUAUUAAAACUUCGAGCUGAUUAGAAGCUAUUAAUUUAUUAUUUGACUGAUAUUUUAGAUAUAUCUAUUGUGAUUUCGAUCAUUUCUGGUAUCUGGAAUUGAAAAUGCUAAGAUGAGAUAAAUUUGAUGAGAAAAUAGAUAUUGAAAAAUAUGGACUCAAUUAUAUUAUUUUUAUAGAUUAAAACAUAAACUUAUAGCCCAAAAAAGUGCAAAUGUCUAAAAUAGAAUGAAUAUUCACUAGGGAACACAGCCCUAUCAAUUUAUAUAAAUGGAGUUUCAAGUUCAGCAAGCAGUUUAACAAAAAUGAUUUACAGAGACCAGGCACUGACCUCUCUAAUACUCGGCAAAAGCAACAAUCCUGGAUUUGUGGGCUUUAUUUAUUAUUUUCAGCUAUGAAAUACUGCAAUUACAGGAUUUCCAGCAAUUAUCAGCAGUUUUACAUUUUGUGAAUCAGGGCAGGGAGCAUCUUGUUUAUGAGCCUGCGAUAUUUCUUCAUAUAUAAAUGGAGCUAUCUCUGCUUGCAAUUCCUGUACCUAUGGAUGCAGGCGAGCUAGUACUUGUAAUAUUUGUGACGAUUCAUUAUGCAUAACUUGCACAGGAUUUGAUUCAAGUAAAUGCACUCAAUGUGAUCCCAGUGUAACUUUAUCGUCAGGGCUUUGCCUAUGCAAUGCUGGGUUUGGAAGAUCCACUGAUGGUUUAUCAUGUGCUUCUUGCUUCAGUGGGUGUUCUUUAUGCUUGGCUGUGACCUAUAAUAAAUGUACAGCAUGCAGUUCUGGAUAUUUCUUUGCUAAUACUGGACAGUGCUUAGAUGAGUGCCCAUCUGGAUAUACACAAAAUACAGGGGGAAAAACUUGCGAUUUUGUGUCAAAAUUUGGGAUUAGUCUUGAUUUAACAGACCAGGUUAGGCUGGAUACCGUUUCUGGCUUUAAUGUAGGGAUUCUAAUACAUGCAGGCUUACUUAAUUAAUUAAUUGGCUUCUAUUCGAGCCUCUAGAUAUGUAGCUCUUAAAGGAGCCAUUUUUCUUAGUUUUGUUCGCUCCCUAGGAUAUUUCGACAGCUUGUUGAUUGGAUCCCUCUCUAGCUUCCUUGAGACCAUUUGAAAAACCAGAAGCCAAGAAUACUAAUUUUCUUGGGAUUUUUACCCUAGAUUCGAGGUAAAAAGCCUUAACCAUUAUUUCCUUUAUCACAUAGAAUGCAAGUAUAACCAUCUAUUCCUAUAAAAUAAAAUCUGAGAAAGGGGGAAUUGUCCAUUUUAUUUGUAUUGGGGAUUCUAAUACAAAUACUUAUAGUGGGUUAACAUCAACUGAUUUGAAUGAUCCUAUACCUUCUUAUAAAAGAGGGUAUUAUUUUUACAUGAGUGAUUAUUUAUCCUCUACAGUCAUGAUAGCUCCAUCAUUCACUAUUUCUCUAUGAACUAAACCUCUAAAUCAUGGAACUUUGAUGACUAAAUAUAUUACUACUACUGAGAUUCUCAAAAUUGAGAUCAACUCGUCAGGAUUUCCAGCGCUUUCAAUUGUGUUUGCUGACUCAUCAACCCAAACUCUAACUACCUCCACAAGUAUUACAUUAAGCUGGCAUUUUUUAAGUUUUACGUGCAAUAUCCAAGAUGAUGGAAAAUCAAUUUUAAAACUUUAUAUUGAUAAUGGAGCAUCUCCAAGUUCUAUACUAUUAUUCUAGAUAUGUCCUUUAUUUUAAUCUCGGACAAUAUUUUUAUUAUUUAUAAGAGAAUUGAAUAUCAUUUCAACAGCUUUCACUUAUUUUAAAGAUACUAAUGCAGGAAUGCUGUAUGUUGGAAAUGAUGAAACUUUUGGGACUUCAGGACUAUAUGGAUUUUUAGGAAGAUUAAUGAUAUAUAACUCUCAUAGUUAUAAAUCUGACGACUACGCAACAUCUUCUUGCACAUCUGGCUGUUCUACUUGCCCUUCAAACCACCAGUGUUUAAGCGACUGUGCAGUAAAUGAGUAUCCAGACAGCUGCAAUACUUGCAAGACUGGCUGCAGCGAAGGAUGCGUUAGUGACUUAACGUGCAGACUUUGCAGAGAUAAAGAAUGCCAAUCAUGCACGACUUUUACAGGAGAAUGUACAAGUUGUAUUGCAAACGCUCAUAAAGUAAGUAAUCAUUGUGUAUGUGUUGCAAAUGCUGUAUGAGAUUCAGAUACUGAGAGCUGUGAACUUUGCGAUGCAAUGUGCUCUGCAUGCUCAACUCCAAACUAUAAUGGCUGCCUCACAUGCAUUUCCAGCCACUAUCUAAUACAAUCAUUCUGCAUGCCAUUUUGUCCUACUGGGUAUAUUAUAAAUGGUGGUAACUGCGAUAGAGACCCGAAUUAUUCAAAUUCUUUUGUAUUUAACUUGAUGCCUCAUCAAAUAAAAGACAUCAUCACUGAUUUGAAGUCAAAUAUUCAGGUAUUAACAGGCAAAGAUAACAAAUUUUAUCCUGAUUAUGAUUCAACUGAUCCUAUAGCAGCCAUUUAUAGAGGUUAUUAUUUCUCUGGUUCAUCUUAUAUGAGGCUGCCUCCUUAUGCAGGCACCACUUCAUCAUUGCUCACAUUUUCGCCAAAAUUUGUUAUGUCAGCAUGAAUAAAGCCAAUUUCAAAUACAGGAGUAAUCUUUUCCAAGCAAGCCGAUAGUGGUCUUUUUAAAAAACAUAUUAGUUUGGAAUUGAUAAACAAAGCCCCUUCACUUACUUUAACUUUAAAAAAUUCUAAUACAAAAACUUUUACAAGUACUAAUCCAUCAUUAGAAGCUGCCCUUUCUCAAUGAAAUUUCAUAUCAGCAAGCUCAGGCAUAAGUACUAAUCCACAACAAAUUAUUAGUUUAUCUAGAAAUGGAAUGAUCGAUACAUCCAGCGAUCUAGACCCAAGCUGGCUAAGUGAUUUAGGUGCUUCGUUUUUGAUGACUAUUGGAGCAGGCUAUAUUAGCUCUUCAAUCUUAACGUCAUUUUUCAGUGGAUUUCUCUGAGAUCUCAAAAUUUAUAAUGCGCUAAUAGCAGUUAGUAGUUUAGCAUCAAGCAUAGGGGUUUUCCUUAUAUGGCCCGAUAAGGGCCGUGGGUUCUCCGUGGAAUCCCUCUGUUGGUCAAACCAACUCAGUGCGUUUGUUUGACCAAUUCACUGGUUGGUUCAACCAGCAGAGGGAUUCCACGGAGAACCCACGGCUCUUAUCGGGCCAAUAGGGAAAACCCCUAUACUUGUAGUGGGUGCUCUCUAUGUCCAAUAGAUAAUUCCAAUACUUGCUUGGAUAGUUGUGAUAUAGAUAAAUACUGAAAUGGCAACAGCUGUGUCACAUGCUCAUCUGGAUGCUUAGCUAAAGGCUGUGCAAGAGUUGAUAAAAGUUGUAAUCUCUGCCAAGAUAUGCUAUGUGAAGUAUGUGAUGACUAUACAAGUGUAUGCAUUACCUGCAAAACGCAUGCAAGCUUAAGCGGAGCAAGUUGCCAAUGCAAUUCUGGAUACUUUUGGGAUAGCACCAAUGAAAACUGUGGCUCUUGUGAUGUUUCUUGUAAAACUUGUGCAUCAUCAACUUCGUUAGACUGUCUGACGUGCUCUAAUGGAUUUUAUAAUGUAUCAGGAAUUUGUGUAAAUAGCUGCCCGUUAGGAUAUUCACCUUCUGGAAGUAGUUGUGUAUUAGUUCAAGAAAAAAUUUUUGACUUGGAUCUGAAUACUCUGAAUGGAGUAAUUUAUGAUAAGGUAAACUCAAUUCCUGUUAUAACUGGAUCAACUGACUCCCCCCUUUUGGAUAAUUGAAAUAUGGUCUCCGAUCAAAAGUUCAUCUCUUGCAUAUUUUGGUGAAAUUAUACCAGCUAUUUCUGGGAAGAGAGAGUUUUUUCCUACCAGACUCUUUACCUUAUGAACCUAAUUUUUCAGAAGAUUACCAUUUACCCUAGGUGGUGGAGACUAGGGCCUUUAGGGUGCCAUUAGUACCCAAGUAAGUGCCUAAGCUCAAAGAAGACUUAUCGAAGCCUAAAAUUCAAUACUGGCAUUAUUUUGUUGAUCAAAGUCAGAGACCAAAGGAAAAUAAAGUGAAAUUCGCCCCAGAGUGGUGUUGGAGAUAGCUGUGGUCAAGCAACCUUGUAGUGGACGUUAAAUGUAUAUAAAAUUAAUUAAUAUAAGACUCCCCCUUUUCAAUUAGAGCCAAAAAAAAAGUUUCCAAUUUAAAGAGGUAAUGUUUUUUCAGAAACAAUUUAUUUAUAAAUUUUAUCAAUUUAAAUUACUAGCUUGAUUUAAAGACUCCGCCUUUCUAAUUCCAGGGAGGAGUAACCAAUUUUAUCCAAAUUAUGAACCUGAUGACCCUAUACCUGCUUACUUAAGAGGAUUUUAUUUUAACGGCAAAUCUUCUAUUUUAAGGAUGCCAGAAUAUUCAAAUUAUGCAUCACCAAGACUUAUAAUUCCCUCUACCUUUACGAUUUCUAUAUGAUUAAAUACUGAGACUUCAUAUGGCACUCUAUUAUCAAAGCAUAACAUUUCUGAUAGUUAUUCAACGCUUUACUCCAUCUCAUUGAUGGGCAGCAAAAUUUCGAUUUCAUUUACCUUAAGCUCAUUCCAAAUUUUUUAUAUGGCUGAUAGACUUCUCAAUAAUUACGAAUGGAGUCAUGUAGUAUUUACAUUAGAAUUGACUCAAAACAGUUACAGUAAACUGUCUUGUUAUAUAAAUGGAUUAUCUGACGCGCUCGGAAACUCAAUAUAUGGGAUUUUCCAGGAUAAAGGUCCUCACACAAUAAUGUCUAUAGGCGCUCAGCUUAGUUCAUCAUCAACUUAUAAUUUUUAUCAAGGCUUUCUUUAUAGUAUACAGAUAUUUAAUUCACUAAAGUCUAUGUCAAGCCUUUCCACGACCUCUUGUACUGAAAGCUGCAGUGUGUGCCCAACAGACCAAAAAUGCAUUCCGAAUUGCAAAAUAAAUGAAUAUUGAGCUGGACCAGCCUAUAAUAAAUGCUAUCAGUGCAACGUAAAAUGCAAAGAAACCUGCAGAGACUGAAGGUCUACUUGUUCUCUUUGCGAUAAUUUAUUAUGCGAUUCUUGCAAUGAUUAUUCAUCUACUGGCUGCUCUAAAUGUAUAGAAAACGCUAUCAAUCCUAGUUCUUGUAUUUGUGAUAUAAACUAUGUGCUUGACACUUCUAAUAGCAAUUCUUGUAUUCCUGUGGAAGCAGGCGGAUUUAGAGGUCCUGAUGGGAAAUUGUAUCCAUGUCCAAGCUUCUGCACUUAUUGUGAAUCCUCUACAAAGUAUAAUUAAAUAUGGCGUCUCAACUUGGGUCUGGCCUCUCGGCCAGACAGUUUCGAGCCCUAUUUAAUUAUAUCCGGCAAGGUUUUGCCUAGCUAGAGAUGGACAGCAAUAUCAGGUAAGCAAUUCUGGCAGUGUACAGAGCCUGAUGCCAGUCCGUUCUCGGGUUAGGAUUUUACCUCGAGGGAAGAGGAGGCUUGGAGUUGGAAAGGAGAAGCCCAGCAGCGCCUACAGGUAAUCCCUAGGCCAUUCGGGCAAAUCUCUAGCGAGAAACCGGGAGUUUCGCCCCGGGCUACAAGUUUUCCUCUUUUGCCGAGAGUCGGCCAGAAAUUCCAUUUUUUGGAAUUUCCCAGCAGACAACCCUCGUUACAGAGAAAGUAGCUCAAUCAUGAGCCGUCGAGGCCGGAACAUCGCGCAGGAGGUGCGCGUUGGAGAUCAAAGCUAGCUGUCCCAGCAACUAGUGGGCCCCGAGCGACGAGAGCGCGUGGUGGUAGUCCUGGAAGAGCAACCCCGUAGGAGACGUUAAACGUGAUGGCUAAUAAGUUAAGGUAAGAAUCCUCUACAAAGUGCAAUUCUUGUGUAGAAAAUGCCAGCCUUAAAAAUGAUCUAUGCUAUUGUGAUUUAGGUUACAAUGGGGCUGAAAACUGCAUAUUAGUUCCCUUUUCAGCGAAGUUGACUGCUUUUUCAGAUAAUUCACUUUACCUUAUUUUUUCAGAUAUCCUUGCUAACAGUCUCUCUGCAAAUGACUUUACUAUCAAAAUUCAAAAACAAGGAGAAGCUUCAUUUAAAAUUGAGGAGAUGAAUAGCACUUGCUAUUAUAUUUCUCUAGUUAUAUCUAAAGAAAUAUCUAAAGGCACAUUAACUACUUUAGAAUUCUCAAACUUAACAGACAUAAAAUCAAUAUCAAACGGCGUUUUAAAUUCUUCAGAUAUUUCUAUAUCACUUAAUUCUUAUGAUCCAGCUCCAUACUCUCCGGCAGUUGAGGCAAUUACUUCUAAAGCAGCAGCUGGGGUUCAAGUUGCUAUAUCCUUUUAUAAUGAAUAAAAAUUUGAUAGUGAUUUUUUCCCUCACAUUUAGUGAAUAGGAACAAGGCAAAUCAGUACCAAAUUUUAUUCCCUAUAAUCGGAUAUAUUUCUGGAGCUGUUGCCUUAUCAAUUGUAAAUCCAAGCCCUAGUUCUUUAUGAAGUAUGAUAAACAGCUUACAAAUUCUGAGUUACUUGACUUUAUCAGGAAUUCCACUGUCAUCCAAAAUGAGCUCGUUUUUGAAUAAUUUGAAUUCCUUCAAUUUAUUUCCAAAUAUUUUUAUAUAUAUAAUUGAUAAAAAUGAAGGAAAUGCUCCAUAUUCUCAAGCACAAGAUUUUGGGUUUGAUACUGAUUUGAUUUUAAUAACGCAAGGCAAUGAUUUUACAAUAAUAGUUGCAUCAUUAACUGCUCUGCCUGUAGUUUUCUUUUUUUCACGAUGCUCAUUUAGGUGAAUUGGUAAAAAGUUUAUGAAAACAGUAAAAGUUUAUCAGUUUGGAUUUUAUCUGAGAUUUUGAAUCCAGUGCUACCUUGAACUAGGAGCUGCAGCUAGUAUUGGCCUAAUUACUUUUGGGUUUAACAAUUUCACACAAAUUAUCAAUUUUAUUAUAUGCUUAGCAAUUUAUAUACUACUAGUUAUAACUCCACCAGGAUAUUUCUGGUUCUCUUAUAAAAAUAAAAAUCGGAUCCAGUCAAGAGAAAAGAGCUUCACAGAGUUAUUUAGUUCCUUCUUUUAUGAGUUCAGAGUUGAUAGAGGCCUCCUUGCAACACAGUAUUACUUCGUGUUCUUUAUAAGGAGAUUCAUCUAUAUAAUAAAUUUGGUAUUUUUGAGGGAAUAUCCGCAAACUGAAGUCACCAUAAAUAUUGUUCUUUCCUUAAUGACUAUUUUGCAUCUGAUCUUUUUCUGGCCUUUUGAGGACCCAGUUUUGCAAAUAAACAAUUUAUUGACUGAAAUUAUGAUUUGCUUAGUUAUGAGCUCGACAUCAAUUUAUUUAUUUAAUUUAGAGCAAGAAAUUACCUCGACAUUUGAAAACGCCAUUGUAGCUAUUGUGAUAGGAGUUAUGAUCAUUCAAUCUUUUUCUUCAAUCGCGAUUUUUGCAAGAACUCUGUAUGGUGUUAUCCAUCAUAAGCUGACCAAAGCAGGGAUUAUGAGAAAUAGUAUUCAACCUUUGAAUGAUAGCCAUAAAAAAAUCGAAAAAUAA